AUGAUUUUUCAGCUGCUGGCUGCCCUGGCUAUCGUCUCCCCUUGCUCCGCGUACCUCUUCCCCUCUUUGGCUCCCCACUCCUAUUCCUCGUUGCUCCCUCGUGUAAACUCACAGCUCUGUCCUUUUCCUCGCACUAGUUCUGCAGUUUUUGGGCUCAAUCGUCACGUGAGAGCAGAACAAAGAAGUUUUGGAGCUGCUUCCGCCUUGAACAUGGUCACUAUCAGCGACCUUGACGAAGAGUACGAGAUCGACUACAGACAGGCUGACUUGACGGGCCAGCGGCUGUUCGUCACUGGCCUUCCCUCCUCCAUGGACGAUCUUCGGCUCUACCUUGCGUUCGAGGGUUUCGGAACCAUCCUUGAGGCGCACGUUGCGAAGCCUGGGCUGGGUUUCGUUGUGUUUGAGGACCCGGAGACUGCAGACGAUGCUCUCGAUGCCAUGGCGAACACGGAGAUCUCGGGGAAGGAAGUUCGGGUGAAGCGAGCUCGAUCGUUCUACAUCAAGAAGGAGGAGGAGGCGCGGCUGAAGAUGGCGAAGAUGGCUAAGGACCGUGAGAUGAAGAUGAAAAUGAUCGCGAUGGAACAGAACGAGAGGGCCAGGAUGCUUGAGGAGGAGCACUACAUCGAUUCGCACCUGUCAUCCCAGAGACCUCUCAGUGCGCACAUGAGGGACUUUGACCCCCGCUUCAAGAAGAGAGCUAUCAUCCAGGAGAUGCACGAUGAGGGGAUGCUGAGCAACGUCUAUGAGAACAUCACGUUCGUGAGGAGGACGACUGAGGCCGCCCUUGCCAGUGUUGCUCAGGGAAAGGCUGCUAUGGGGCAUUCUGCUAUGGGGCAAGAGCGUCGGUGGGUUCAUAACAACCUGAUCUCCCCCAUCAUCAUCAUCAUCAUCGGUGUCCCUUUCAUCCUCAUUUUCGUCAUCUCCUUCACUCCCUAUGACCGCGCUCCGACAUCCUCGCUUUCGCUGUCUCAUGACUGA
Molecule: messenger RNA, 978 nt
Organism: Guillardia theta CCMP2712
Lineage: Eukaryota; Cryptophyceae; Pyrenomonadales; Geminigeraceae
Product: RNA binding protein, plastid or PPC targeted
Exons: 4
Coding region: 1-978 (325 amino acids)
Molecular function (GO): mRNA binding
Source: RefSeq, a predicted model, not a curated record